GGACGGAACACCAAAUUCGAUUUGUUGUCGAAGCAAGAUGGCAACGGCGACCCGACCGCUUCAGCGCUCCCACAGCGACUUGAAUGUGCUCGAGAUCACAGGACCGAGAGAAGCCCUCGUUGCAUUAAAGGCUAAGACUGCCACUCCCAGCCUUGACCACAAGGUGACGUUGUGUCUGUCAGAACAGGACGAGUGUCCGAUCUGUCUCGACGAGUUCACGCCGCUGGGAGCGUCAGUGUUCACAGGGGAAUGUGGCCACAAGUUCCAUUUUACAUGUUUGCUUGAGAACGUCAACCACGACGAGGCGAACUCGACCAAGUGCCCUAUCUGCCGCAAGACGCAAACGCAGUGGCCCGAACCGACGUCUGGUCUGGCAAAGGCGCACCCGUGCUGCACCAACUGCGGCAAGCGCGGCACGGGCGGGCAAUUCUGCGAUGGAUGCGGUCAUUCCUUGGCACACACGCCGACGGCGGCGGAGCGAGCACGCAUGGCGGCGCAAGGCCAGCCCAACAACGUAAUUGUCGAAUGUCCUGCGUGCCGCAUUCGCUGCUUGGUCAGCUCCACCGCGCGCGGCACGUUGCAGUGUCCCAACGGUCACUUGUUCACCCUCCGCAUGCCUAGCUCCAGCGGAGCGCCUGCAAAUCUAGCGGUACCGCCGCCGCCCCCCUUUCGAGGCGGCGCGCCAGGGGGCGGUGUCGUCAUGCGGCAGUGCCCGACGUGUCUCACGCGCGUGCAAAUGCCUCCAGGGAGCCAAGCGGGGCAAUACAUGUGCCCCCAAGGCCAUACAUUUACCUUUCGGCCGUAAUUCUUAUAUAAUACGCCUUCUCGAGUCGCAUGAAAAUAUCAAAAUGCACAUUUGUUUAUCCGUCGA
Messenger RNA from Aphanomyces astaci, 871 nucleotides. RefSeq lists its product as hypothetical. The transcript has a single exon. NCBI's taxonomy places the organism in Eukaryota, Oomycota, Saprolegniomycetes, Saprolegniales, Verrucalvaceae. The record is from RefSeq and is a predicted model, not a curated record. Bases 38 to 805 code for a protein of 255 amino acids.